GGUGACGGUUUGCAACUGCCUCGUUCCGGUUUGAAUCCCUACGUAGGAGCUUUCGAGGAAUUGACGAGAGCCCCUUAUUCUAACAAGCGCAAACUUUUGGUUGUGGGAAAUAGGGUUGUACUGCUGCGUAAGUAGCUGAUCUCUGCGGUGAAGCACGCCAACUUUCUUUUGGCGAAUUUAUUUCCGGUUUUGUUGCCAUCACCGCUGCUAGUUGCUAGAGACGAGCCAACUUUCCUGCUUGUUCUUACAACUUACAAGAAUGAGUCGAUGGCACAAGCUGGAUUGCCCGGCACCAACUGUUUGUGUGGACAAAGCGGGUGCAACACCAACCUGUCGAACUUGUAGCAGCGCUCCAAAUCUCGAGGACAUCAUCAACCACUAUGACCAGGAAAUUACGUUUGCUGGGCCUCCUCCGGAUCAGCCCCGUGGCAAGAUGAAUCUCUGGUGGCCCCCGUCAGUUCCCUAUCGCGCCAUCGAAGGCCUUUCCAAUAACAGUGACAACGGCGAGGAUGAUGAUGGGGAUGAGGCAGUCCCUGGCUCGGAACGGAUGACAGCGCGACAAGAUAUGCAGGCUGUGGAAGAUGUGAAAGAUGCAGUUCAGUCCCCCAUCUACGGUGAAAAGCCCCUCAUGACAGGCGAGUUUCGGCUUGCCUGCGUGUCUCCCGCGACCGCCGUCGACGAUCAGAUCCAUCUAGACCUUGAGACCUACUCCUUUGACAACUGGCCCGAAUACGAAACCGCUUCCUACUGCUGGGCUGGAGAAGACGGCGACAGUAGACGCCAGCUCCCCGUCUACGUCGGUCCAUACUGGGACGUCGCUCUACAGACACGCAAUUGCUGGGAAUUGCUCCGACAUGUCCGCCCCCACAGAGGAAUCCGUCUGAUUUGGGUCGACGCGCUAUGCAUCAACCAGGCGUGCCAGGAGGAGCGCGAUGCCCAGGUUGCUCAAAUGAGGCGCAUUUACUCUGAGGGCACCCAGGUUGUCGUCUAUCUUGGCCCGGAUGUUGCUCAUACUCUCCCUCCCGGGCGUUACCCACGGCGGCACAAGCUGGAGGAAUUUGGAAUCAUUUCACGAGUAAACAAUGAUGCCGAGCCUUCGUCAGCUACCGGGGUGAUUCGGGACAUAGACACGCUUCUACGCAGACGCUACUUCAGUCGACUUUGGGUUAUCCCAAGAGCUGAUACUCUCGCCGCGCGUCGUGAUGCGGAUCGGCGACAUCGACUUUUGGACCGACAGAAAGGCGAAUGGGGGGUUGUGGUCUGAACAUCAAGGGCUCACCGCACCAUGGGUUACUCAUUUGGCCAAGGGAGCUCCCCUAGAAUUAUCUCUGCUCGAGGUCAUGCACCUUACUUUCUCAGCAGGUUGCGCGGAUCCAAGAGAUCACCUGUUCGGGUUGAUGGGUGUGGUUUCAGGCAGUAAUCGCGCUUCGAUUCUCCUGCCUGACUAUUCGCUCUCCUCUCAGCAUGUCUUUA
Canariomyces notabilis is the source of this 1473-nucleotide messenger RNA. RefSeq lists its product as uncharacterized. NCBI's taxonomy places the organism in Eukaryota, Fungi, Ascomycota, Sordariomycetes, Sordariales, Chaetomiaceae. The transcript is spliced from 3 exons. Bases 260 to 1264 code for a protein of 334 amino acids. The record is from RefSeq and is a predicted model, not a curated record.